UUCUUCCCGCGGACCGCCGCCCGCCUCCAGUUUUCUUCCCGCGGACCGCCGCCGUCCUUACGAGCUACCUCCCCCUCUCUCUCAUACGCCGGCGACUGCUCCGUUCAUCUCUCUCGCUUCUAUUCGUUGUUUCGUCUGGAGAAAAAAUCUCCCAACGAAUUGUUGAGCUCUCGUGGAGUUAUCGAGGAGGAAGUGGCUGCAUCUGGUUUGUAUGUUGUGGAACAACUCUGCUUUAGAUGUCACUCCCCCUUAUUUGGUUUCUGGAGUUAUAACAGAGAAGAACUUCAUUGCGAUGAGAAUUCAUGGUACUCCUCUUGGGUUCCAAAAUCUGUUGAUAUCUAGUUGGUUACAUAGUUCCUCUCAAUGCCCAAACAAGUUUCAAAUUACUACUAGGUCUUCGUUGUUUUCGAUUCGACGGAGUAGUUUCAAAAUACCACCAAAGCCCAGGUACCCUUCUGACUCUAUUGGAAUUUCAAUGUCAAAAGAUCAAUUUGGUCAUAAAUUUAAGAAUAGAGUACAGAAUGUCCCACAUAGAUAUAGCUUGGAACACCAAAAGACUGAAGAUGUUAUGGAAAAUCGAGUAUGCUUGAGUAGCAAGGAGAAGUUGAAAUAUUAUUCAUGGAUGUUGCAUGAAUGUGCAUCGAAUCGAUCUUUAGGUGCUGCAAAAGCGAUCCAUGGGCUUGUCGUCAAGGAUGUGAUUAAUCCAGAUUCCCAUUUGUGGGUUUCGUUGGUGAAUGUAUAUGCGAAGUGUAGGUACUCUGCAUAUGCUCGAUUAGUGCUAGCUAAAAUGCCUGAUCGUGAUGUUGUUUCUUGGACGGCGUUAAUUCAAGGCCUUGUGGCAGAAGGAUUUGUUAAUGAUAGUAUUUAUUUAUUUCAGGAGAUGCAAAAUGAAGGAAUCAUGCCCAAUGAGUUCACUCUAGCUACUGGAUUAAAAGCAUGUUCUUUGUGUAUGGCCUUAGAUCUUGGAAAACAGAUGCAUGCUCAAGCUUUUAAACUUGGAUUAUUACUAGAUUUGUUUGUUGGAUCUGCUCUUGUUGACCUUUAUUCUAAAUGUGGAGAGAUGGAACUUGCGUCUAGAAUGUUCUUUGGUAUACCUGAGCAAAAUGAAGUGACAUGGAAUGUGCUACUCAAUGGUUAUGCUCAAGCGGGCGAUGGGAUUGGAGUCUUGAAGUUAUUUUGUUGUAUGAUGGAAUCAGAUGUGAAGUCUAGCAAGUUCACGUUAACUACGGUACUAAAGGGUUGUGCAAACUCCAAAAAUUUACGACAGGGGCAGGUAAUCCAUUCCCUGAUUAUCAAAUAUGGGUAUGAAGGCGAUGAAUUCUUAGGUUGUGGUUUGGUCGAUACGUACUCGAAGUGUGGGAUGGCAAUUGAUGCAUUAGAAGUUUUCAAAAAGAUUAAAAAGCCUGAUAUAGUUGUUUGGAGUGCCAUGAUUACAUGCCUUGAUCAGCAAGGACAAAGCGGCGAAUCAAUUAAGUUAUUCCACUUAAUGCGAUCGAGUAGUACUAGACCAAACCAUUAUACUAUUUGCAGCCUCGUAAGUGCCGCUACAAAUAUGGAAGAUUAUCGAUAUGGGCGAAGCAUUCAUGCUUGUGUUUGGAAAUAUGGAUUUGAAACUGAUAUUUCAAUCAACAAUGCAUUAGUCACAAUGUACAUGAAAAGUGGAUGUGUGAAUGAGGGUGCAAGGUUGUUUGAAUCGAUGAUCGAACGAGAUUUGGUUUCGUGGAAUACAUAUUUAUCUGGAUUUCAUGACUCUGGAAUGUACGAUCGUUCACUUACUAUCUUUGGUCACCUGUUAGAGGACGGUUUUAUACCGAACAUGUAUACUUUUAUCGGUAUUUUAAGAUCGUGUUCUUGUUUUUUAGAUGUGCACUUUGGGAGGCAAGUACAUACCCAUAUCAUCAAAAAUGAUCUGGAUGAUAACGAUUUUGUUCAAACAGCUCUGAUUGACAUGUACGCCAAGUGUAUGUGCAUGGAAGAUGCUGAUGUAGCUUUCAACAGGUUAAGUUCUAGAGAUCUUUUUACUUGGACAGUUAUCAUUACGAGUCAUGCACAGACGAACCAGGGGGAAAAGGCUCUUAGUUAUUUCAGGCAGAUGCAACAGGAAGGUGUGAAGCCGAAUGAGUUCACGCUUGCUGGCUGUUUGAGUGGUUGCUCGUCCCUCGCUUCUCUAGAAGGUGGACAACAACUACAUUCCAUGGCUUUUAAGAGUGGACACUUAAGUGAUAUGUUUGUUGGUAGUGCCCUUGUCGACAUGUACGCAAAAUGUGGUUGCAUGGAAGAGGCUGAGAUGUUAUUCGAAGCUUUGAUUUGUCGAGAUACAGUCGCAUGGAACACUAUUAUAUGUGGAUAUUCACAAAACGGGCAAGGAAAUAAAGCUCUCGAGGCGUUUCAGAUGAUGUUAGACGAAGGCAUAUCGCCCGACGAGGUCACCUUCAUAGGCAUUCUUUCUGCAUGCAGUCACCAAGGCUUAGUUGAAGAGGGCAAAAAACAUUUUAACUCUAUGUAUAGAGAUUUUGGUAUUUCUCUGACCGUGAACCACUGUGCUUGUAUGGUUGAUAUUCUAGGCCGUGUGGGAAAAUUCGAUGAGCUCGAAGAUUUCAUUAAAAAAAUGCAACUAUCACAACAUGCACUGAUAUGGGAGACUGUCCUUGGAGCUUGUAAAAUGCAUGGCAAUUUGGCUUUGGGUGAGAAAGCUGGAAACAAACUCAUUGACCUUCAACCGGAGAAGGAGACUAAUUAUAUAUUACUCUCGAAUAUUUUUGCGACAAAAGGAAAGUGGGACGAUGUCAAAAGAGUUCGAACUUUGAUGUCUAGUAAAGGAGUUAAAAAGGAGCCAGGGUGUAGCUGGGUCGAGGCUAAUGGUCAAGCUCACACGUUCGUGUCUCAUGAUUGUUCACAUCCACAAAUUCAGGAAAUACAUCUAAAGCUAGAGGAGCUUGAUAAAGAACUUACUGCCAUAGGAUAUGUGCCCAAAACUGAAUACGUGCUUCAUAAUGUAGAAGAAACUGAAAAAAGGGAAUACCUUCGAUUUCACAGUGAAAGAUUGGCCCUUGCUUUUGCUCUUAUAAAUACCAGCGCAACAAAAAAAAUUCGUAUCUUAAAAAAUCUACGUAUUUGUGGAGAUUGCCAUGAUGUUAUGAAGUUUUUAUCGAGUAUCACCGAUCGGGAAAUAGUUAUUCGUGAUGUUCAUAGGUUCCACCAUUUUAAGAGUGGUGCUUGCUCAUGUAAUGAUUUUUGGUAACGUGGCUUCGCCGUGGUAUCUAUUAUGGAGUCGGUUUAUUGCAUUUGAUACCAAGGAAGCUUGCUCCGGAUAUCACAGCUUCUGGACUAAAGAAACUUGGUUUCGUUUAAGGGUUUUGCCUAUCCAGCUUCAACUUGCUAGCAUCACCGGGAGGAUUGUAAAUGUUGCAGGCUGUUUGGACGUGCUGUUGCAAACUGCCAUCAUACCCUUUCUCAACCUCUGCAACAUAUGCUUUUGCUCUUAACGUUAAUAUUAGUUUCCAUGUUAGAUUCGAGAUUCUUG
This is a messenger RNA of Cucurbita maxima (winter squash), 3523 nucleotides long. Its product is annotated as pentatricopeptide repeat-containing protein At2g03880, mitochondrial-like. Lineage: Eukaryota; Viridiplantae; Streptophyta; Magnoliopsida; Cucurbitales; Cucurbitaceae. Gene Ontology annotation, biological process: RNA modification. Bases 212 to 3241 code for a protein of 1009 amino acids. The transcript is spliced from 4 exons. The record is from RefSeq and is a predicted model, not a curated record. Gene Ontology annotation, molecular function: RNA binding; protein binding; zinc ion binding.